Messenger RNA from Leptopilina boulardi, 3572 nucleotides. Its product is annotated as facilitated trehalose transporter Tret1-like. Gene Ontology annotation, molecular function: transmembrane transporter activity. The record is from RefSeq and is a predicted model, not a curated record. The transcript has 3 exons. Bases 553 to 2163 code for a protein of 536 amino acids. Gene Ontology annotation, biological process: transmembrane transport. Gene Ontology annotation, cellular component: membrane. NCBI's taxonomy places the organism in Eukaryota, Metazoa, Arthropoda, Insecta, Hymenoptera, Figitidae.
CUCACUUGAGUACAUUCGCUUCGCGCGGGUUUAACACACACGACGAAGCAAUAGUCGCACUUCAUUUUAUAAGCGCGACGACGUGAAUUUCAUAAACGUGAAUACAAAAAUCGCACAAAUAAAAGUAAAAAAAAAGAAGAAGAAGAAGAAAAUAAAAUAGUUUAAUACUAUUUUUAAUUGUGUCGUUAAAAAAAAAUUAAUAAUAAACUCUCCCGUUUAAAAAGAGCGCAGUACCGAUGAAUCGUGAGAGACGAGCAAAACUUCUCGCGGGGUUUUAUGAAAUUGGCCGGACAAUUUGGAAACAUUUGUGAUUUAAAUAAAGAAGAAGAAAAAAAAUUGCCAAUUUCGACAAAAUUAAAAUAUCUUCUUUUCGAUUAUAAGGAGUAAUUUAUUUUUUCAAUUUAACAAUUUUUUUUUUAUUAUUUUGAAAAAAAGUCAUUUAUUUUUAACCAAAUAAUCGCAUAUUGAGUUAAUAUUUAAGUCGACGCAUUGUGAUUCAACGACUGUGAUAUCUUUCCUGAGACUAAGUUGUCAACCUUGCCGAACUUCACUAUGGCUGAAAAAUCAACAGAGAUUCUUGAUCCAGAAAAAGCGUCACUGGUUGAUUCAGGACGUCUGCCAACGAUACAACACACAACACUCCUGGAGAGUGAGAAACAGGCCCUAGGAACAAAUGGAAAUUAUAUUUAUCAACAUGAUGAUAAACGAGCGAGGGGCAGUGCUUUUAGACAAAUUUUAGCCGCAAUUGUCGCACAAUUAGGAACUAUUAAUACGGGAAUGGUUUUUGGCUUUGCAGCAAUUGCCAAUGUACAAUUACAAGAUUCAAAUGACACUUUAGUGACCACCAGCAACGAAAGAACAUGGAUUGCCAGUACUUCGGCAAUUGGAACCCCCAUUGGUUGCUUACUAUCCGGCUAUCUGAUGGACAUUUUCGGUCGUAAGGCAUCGCUAAUUGUCACCGAGGUACCAGCACUAUUUGGAUGGAUUCUCAUAUCGUGUGCAACUAAUGUGAACAUGAUUUACGCUGGAAGAUUCUUCACUGGUCUUGGCUCGGGAAUGGUUGGCGCUCCAGCUCGUGUCUAUGCGAGUGAAGUAACACAGCCACAUUUGCGAGGAAUGUUAACAGCAUUUGCGAGUGUUGGCGUCAGUACCGGUGUUCUCAUUGAAUAUUCUCUAGGCAGUUUACUCUCAUGGAAUGUGUGCGCUGCAAUAAGUGCUAUUCUUCCACUUGCCGCUCUUCUUCUUAUGUUCCUCUUUCCUGAGACUCCAUCGUUUCUUAUUUCACAAAAUAAACCAGAACAAGCGAGAAUAUCGUUACAAAAAUUUCGCGACAGCAAUUACAAUUUAGAUAAGGAGAUGAAUCUUCUUCUUAAUUUUUCAAAUAAAAAUAAUAUCAAAAGACUUACGGGCUUUAGGGAAAUAACCAAUGCCUUACUAAAACCAAAUGCCGUUAAACCAUUCCUCAUUCUUAUGCUCUAUUUUCUCAUUUAUCAAUGGACUGGAACAAAUGCUGUGACUUUUUAUGCGGCAAAAAUAUUUCAAGAUUCUGGAGCGACAAUCAAUAAAUAUUUGGCAACGGUGAUUAUUGGAAUUGUUAGGCUUGUCUUUACGAUUGUUGCCUGUAUUUUAUGUAGACGAUGUGGAAGAAGACCACUAACAAUGAUCUCUGCCUUUGGCUGUGGAGUUUCAAUGUUGGCCUUUGGAAUUUAUGAAUGGAUCAAAGUUUAUUGGACUGAUAAUAAUAUGGAGCAUAGUUGGACAUGGUUUCCUGUUUUUUGCCUCAUUUUCUACACUGCAGCUUGUACACUUGGUUUCCUGGUGAUUCCAUGGAUUAUGAUUGGUGAACUUUAUCCAAUUCAGGUGCGAGGUGUUCUUGGCGGUUUCACUACAAUGUCAGCGCACGCCUUUGUAUUCACUGUAGUUCAAACAUUUCCACUUUUAACUGAAACCAUAACUAUUCAUGGUACUUAUCUUUUAUAUGGUUUUAUAUCAAUAUUCGGUAUGGUGUACUUCUAUUUGUGCUUGCCGGAAACCAAAGGCAAAACCCUACAAGAAAUUGAAGACUAUUUUUCAGGUAGAAGCGAUACAUUGAAAACGGGACUUAACAGUAAAAUGUGGAUGAACAAAAAAUUGAACAUUGAAAAGGGACAAGUAUUGCCUUAAUAAUGAUGAUGUCUCGGAAUUUUUAUUGUGCGAACAAAAAAAAAAUCCAAUUUAAUUUCGAGUUUUUUUUUUAAAUGAAACUUAAUAUUUAUAUAUUUUUAAAGACAUUAUUGAAUUUUCCAUUUUUUGUCGAAUUAUUUCAGCAGAGAUAAAAAAAAAUAUUUGUUUUUUAAAAAAAGUGACUUUGUCACUUUAUUUUGUGAUAGAAUCGUACUCGCAAAUUUACCGUCGCCAUCGAUAUUAGGAUUACGACAAUUAUAUGAAUAGAAAAAAAAAGUAGGAUUUUUAUUUUAGAAAAUCAAUGUCAUUGCGAUCUUUACUCAUUUAUAUAAGAAUCAAUGGACUCAAAACUUUAUUUUGUUAUAUAAACAAAUAUUAUUGACAAUUUUAAAUUAAAUCUUCAUAUUAUAUGAAGAAUAUUUUUUGCCUUUAGUACUUAUUAAUUUUUUUUAUAUAAAAAAAAAAAAAAAUUGUAAAUAAUCUUUUGUUAGUGUUCAAGUGAACUGAUCAAAUAUAUAUGAAAAAUAAAUAAUAAUAUAUUUUAUAUAUAUAAAAAAAUGAAAAUAUUGUACCAAACUGUUUAGAACAGAAAAAUAUCUUCAAAGUGCUCUUAUUUAUUUGUAAAACGUUUUAUUUAAUGUUUAAUUAAGCGGCAAGAUAGAAUUAAGUAUUAAAAUAAAUAAUUAUAUUAGUCUCUUACCGAAAAAAGGAUUGCCAAGAUAUUAAAUUGUAAAAUCAGUAUGAAAAUGUAUAUAAAAUUUUCGUGUUCGUAUAUCUUUUUUUUUUUUUAUUUAAUUUUUAUCAACACGAAACGAGUGCCAAUGAGAAGAAAAGAAAAAUGUAAAUAGCAUUAUCUUAAAUCGUUGUAUUUUAAUUGUAUAUCUAGAUAGAUCUCAUUCAAAACUAUUUUUAUAAUAAAGAUACUUUUUAAAUGAAAUUAAUUAAUGUAAUUAUUCCAAUGUGAAUGAAAUUAAAGAAAGGGGCUUUUUGUAUUUAUUUUAGGAUAUUGGAAAUUAACACAUUUUAGAUGUCUCAAAAAUGAAUUAAAUUAUUUUGAAAAAAUAACAUAUUAAAUAAUCAAAAAAAAUAAACAUCUCUUAAAAAAUAUAUCACCAAUUUUAUUUAUCAAAGAUUUUUUCUUUAAAAAAUAUAACUUUAAAUUUGAGAUUUCUUUUUAUGAAUAUUUAUCAGAUUAGACUGUUCAGUCUUCUUGCUUUCUAAGUUGCUCUUAAUAACAUGCGAUUGUUAGGUCACGUGAUCAUGACAAUGUUAAAUUCUUCGAUCAAUUUUUUCGUAUAAUUUUGUGUUAAUUUUUUUUUUUUUAGUUAGUGACGUCAUUCCUUAUAUUUUCUAACGAUUUUCAUGUAUUUUAUAAUAAUUAAUUCAAUAAAUAUUACAAUUUUUGGACA